UCAGCACACAACCUGCCUGGGAACUCCUCAGCGAUGGAGCUGCCAUUGAGUCAACGUCACUUCUUUGCAGGGACAUUCCUGCUUUUGGUGAUGUCAAACCUACUGCUGUGGGAGAAAGCUGCAGCAAUUCCUGCUUGCCAUACUAAAGAGGGAGGCUGUACGGAGCCCGUUGUGGAAACAUUUAACAAUGCUAUCAACAGAGCUGAAACAGUCUAUAAUCUUGCUGUUCAAAUAUAUCAAGAAUUUUUCCACAGUGACAGCUCUUCCAUACAUUUUAGGAAUAUUCUUACAAAAAUGAUGAGGGAGGAUUAUCCUGGUUUCAGUGCCAGAACUCACUGCCAUGCCAAGAUCACAAAUCCUCCAUAUCGGGGAAAUGAACAUAUAUAUAUUCCGACCAAAAAAUAUUUAAAAAUGCUGAUCAAUUUUGUGGGUGCCUGGGAUGCCCCUCUGUACCAUCUGGUGGUUGAACUGAGUGCCAUGGACGAUGUUCCUGAAACUAUCCUUUCAAAAGCCAAAGAGAUUGAAGAGAACAACAGAGAACUCCUGGACGACCUUAGAUGGAUACUCACCAAGGCCUAUCCUACAGAAAAGACACAGGAAAAUUUCCCACGCUGGCAACAUCUUCCAUACAUAAAAUCAAGUCUCAGAAAUGAUAAGUUUUUGGCAAUAUUUAACCUUUCCAACUGCCUACGCUCAGAUAUACAUUUCACUAUAUUUCAUCUCAAAAAACUGAAGUGUCGAAUCACCAGGAAAAAUUGUUAAGUGCACAUCAAC
Messenger RNA from Meriones unguiculatus (Mongolian gerbil), 774 nucleotides. Its product is annotated as prolactin-8A9-like. Lineage: Eukaryota; Metazoa; Chordata; Mammalia; Rodentia; Muridae. Bases 34 to 762 code for a protein of 242 amino acids. Gene Ontology annotation, biological process: female pregnancy; positive regulation of cell population proliferation; positive regulation of receptor signaling pathway via JAK-STAT. Gene Ontology annotation, molecular function: prolactin receptor binding; hormone activity. Gene Ontology annotation, cellular component: extracellular region. The transcript has 6 exons. The record is from RefSeq and is a predicted model, not a curated record.